Raphanus sativus (radish) is the source of this 5905-nucleotide messenger RNA. RefSeq names its product DDT domain-containing protein PTM. NCBI's taxonomy places the organism in Eukaryota, Viridiplantae, Streptophyta, Magnoliopsida, Brassicales, Brassicaceae. Bases 933 to 5552 code for a protein of 1539 amino acids. Gene Ontology annotation, molecular function: DNA binding. The record is from RefSeq and is a predicted model, not a curated record. The transcript is spliced from 9 exons.
CCCCGGUUCAGCUUUGAUGCCCCCUCUGUUGGGGUUUAGUGGCGUUUGGAAAGUUUUGGUGUUGGUUGUGGUCUCUUGUUUUUUUUGGCCUUCAGCUCUGUUUAGGUCUCUUAGUCUCUCUAGUUUGGGAACUUGGUCUCUGGAGGUAGUGUAACCUGCCAGCUUUGUUUUUAACAAUCGCUUCCUAUCACUGCUGUCGAUCUUCAUUAUGUGUGUGUUUUGGUUUGUUUAGAGUCAAUCCGUUGUUGAGUUAAGUUGUCCUUGCGUGGGUUUAAGCUGCCGUUUCGAAUGGGCUAUCUUAUUUUUAAAUCGCCCCUGCGUGGGCUAUAGUUGCCUUUCUUAUAGGCUUGUGUUUUGGGGUUUAGUUCGUUUGGUUGUCGGUCUUUGUAUGAACUAUGGUAUUUUGCAAUGAAUACAUUUCAAUUUGGGAAAAAAUGUAUAUAUGUAUUUCAUCAUUAUUAUUUUUAUUGUUUUUUUUUUCAACUGAACUUUAUUAUUUUAUUGUUAUGUGUUAUGUGAAAAAAGUAAAAAACAAAAAACAUAUGGCACAUUGACCAGAAAAAGUGGAAAAAAGAAGUUAAAAGAAAGGAGUGUGGGAGGGAGGUGGUAGGAAAGAGAUGGCUUCCUCUUCCUAACAUUGACCAACCCUCCUUUGUUUUCUUCUGAGAGUCAGUUGAGAGAAUACGUUAUGCGUUAACUCUGUAGACAAUUCUCUUUGGAAAACUACCUUCCUUCCUUCCUUCUUCCCUGCAGAGAGAGAAUCUCUGUCCCCCUCUCUCUCUCUCCUGCCUGCAACGUUGUUAGCGUUUCUAGAGAAAAAAAAACAAUCUCAGCGCUUCUUUUUUUUUCAGCCAAUGGGCUUCCUUUGCUUCGUUGGUUAACCGAUUCGAACCGAAAGCAAAGCAAAGCAAAGCAAAGCAAAGCUCACGUCAAUGGAGUUUACGACGGAGGCUGGGAUGUGCUCCGACGGUACGGUCCUAUCUCACGAUUCGUCUGGAAAUUUCGAGAUCGAUGGGCUUACGACGGAGGCCGAGGUCGCUGAUCUCGCGAUGGUGGGGGAGGAGGGAUCUCAGGAGACGACACAAGUGAAGAAGCCUCGGGCUGGUAGGAUGACGAGGAAGCGAUCUCGGAAUGACAGCUCUGAGGUAAAUGUGAUGAGAGACGUUGAUUUGAAUGAUAGAGUUGCCGAGGAGGAGGAGGAGGAGGAGGAAUCUAGGGUUAGUGAUUGCUUUGGUUUGAGAGGGAAUGUUGAUUUGAAUAGUGGUCCUUUGGAAACCCUAGGUUUGGAUUUGAAUAGAGCGGUGACGGAACGUAAAGAUGGUUUGGAUUGGAAUUUGAAUGAUGGUUUAGGUUUGGUUAAUGUGAGCAUCGGUUAUGAGGAGGGUUCUAGUGUCCGAAGGAGGGGGUUUAUCGAUCUGAACAUGGAUGCGAGCUGUGAGGGAGGAUUUGAUUUGAACUUGGAGGUUAACAUGGAGAACAACAUGCAAAGUCAACAAGGAGAGUAUAAAGAAGUCCAUGUUGCUGAAGUAACCAGCGUUCAGCUUUUGGAGGAGAUACGGAAGCAGGACGAUGUUUCACUUCAGGAUCUGAAUACUCCUGACUCUAAUGGGGCUGAUCCGGAUCUUGAUCUUUCUGAGCAUGAUGCUAAGACUGUUGUUGAGUGUCUUUCUGAUAGGGAGGUUUCAGAUGAAUAUACAAGUGGUAGGAGGAAGAGGAGGAAAGCCUCAGUGAAUCCAAAUUUCACGAGCCAACCUCGGUUGAGAAGAAGUGCUCGUAGAGCGUUAGCUCGAUUUCCUGCCGGUAGCUCUAUUACAGCUUGCUUAGUUGAUGAAGUAUCUCCUUCUCCGUCAGUUAGUAGUCUGACAGACGAGAAAACUUGGGUUGUUGAUGGAAAAGCUGAGAAUAUUUCUGUACCUCCGCCAAAGGCAGAGUUACCUCCAUCCUCGCGUAUUUUGAAUUUAGAUGGUCUUCCCAUUCUUAAUGUCUUUUCUGUUUAUUCGUGCCUGCGGUCCUUCAGUACUUUGCUGUUUUUGAGUCCCUUUGAGCUGGAGGAUUUUGUGGAAGCGCUGAGGUGCAUGUCUCCUAGUCUGUUAUUUGAUAGCAUCCAUGUUUCUGUUUUGAAAAUAUUAAGAAAACAUUUGGAGAACCUCGUUGCUGAAGGUGAUCUGUCUGCAAUUGCUUGCCUGAGGAGUCUUGACUGGGAUAUGUUGGAUGUGGUUAAUUAUCCCCUUUUUGUGGUCGAAUACCUACUGUUUUCUGGUUCUAAGGACAACCCUGGAGUGGAUCUAACUCGGUUUAACUUUUUCAAAAGUGAAUAUUUCAGACAGCCCAUGAAUCUGAAAAUUGAGAUACUUGCCCGUUUGUGUGAUGAUAUGACAGAUACUGAAGUCGUGAGAUCAGAGCUUAAUAAAAGAUCUUUUGCAGCUGAGUCUGAAAUGGAAAUUGAUAGGAAGAGAAACACAAAAGUGCGACGCAGAAAACGAUCUAUGAUUGAGCUGGGAGAUGAUUCUUCUUUAAAUGAUGAGGCCGUUGAUGGCUCGUUUGACCGGAACAGUGACGAUUGUUGUCUUUGCAAAAUGGAUGGGAACUUACUGUGCUGUGAUGGUUGUCCAGCUGCCUAUCAUUCUAAGUGUAUCGGUGUUGCCAGUCACCUUUUGCUUGAGGAUGACUGGUACUGCCCUGAAUGUUCAUUUGACCAGCGUGUACCAGGAUGGAAGCCUGAAAAGCAAAUUCGAGGAGCAGAGUUUCUAGAGAUUGAUCCCCAUGGCCGACAGUACUACAACAGUUGUGGCUACUUGUUGGUGAUAGAUACCGAUGGCACAGGCUCAGUGAACUACUAUCAUGUGAAUGAUGUGAUCCUUGUACUGGAGCAGCUCAAGUCAUGCGGUAGUUUGUAUAUUGGAGUAAUAGGUGCAAUUAAAAAGCACUGGGAUUUCCCUGCUGGGCUGAAAAGAGCAAUCCGCGGUGUGAAUUCACAGAUAUCCGUAUGCUUGGAUACGCCAGCCAAAGGAAUUAGUUCUUCUAUUGAUGGGUUUAUGGCUCCUCUACCAGCUCCAGAAAAACAGCCAACAUCUGGCGUUAAGGAAAAGCUUGAAGAAGGAUCCAGUAAUGGAAGUUCACAAAAUCAUUGUCAUAGGACUCGUCGGAAGAUAUCAAAUUCAGGCACUGGACUAGAUAUCCUUAAUAUGAGUUCUGAAGGUUCUGCUGAAACUGUACAAAAUGGUUCUGAUGUCCAGAGUCUUCAUGAGCCAGGACCAUCGAGCAUUUUGGAUGUCAUGAAAGAGCCAGAUUCGAAUAUCCAUUCGUCUUCCCAUCAUUUGGCUAGAAUGAACACAAGGAAAGGAAUUAGACCGAAUGUUCAAAGCGAAUCAAGCUAUAGAAAUCAGUACAUAUUUGCUGAGAUGACUACAUCGAUUUCUGAAGAGAUGAGGCGGAAGUCACCUAUCCGUACCAAUGAUAUGAGAUCUGACGAAGAGAUAGCUUCCGCCCAGGUGAAGACUAUAUUGAUGAAAACCACCAAAUUUCAAUGGCGACACAUCCAAGGCCUCUACCUGGAUGCGUGGAAAGAAAAAUGUGGAUGGUGUCUUCCUUGCCAAUCUGAGGAUGCCGGGAUCAAGACAAAUUGCUUGUUCAACAUGAGUCUCGGGGCUUUACGGGGUCCUUCGGAAAGUGAGAUUGCUAGCAGUCAAUACAUCGAUAAGAAAAGUCAUCUUAUGGCUAUCAUCUGCCAGAUAUUAUCCAUGGAAAGUCGAUUGCAAGGUCUUUUGGUUGGCCCAUGGUUGAAUCCACAGCAUUCCAGGAUUUGGCGUGAACACAUUCUGAAGGCAUCAAAUAUAUCAAGAUUGAGACAUUUAUUAGUUGAAUUAGAGGCGAAUUUGCAUCAUCGUGUUCUUUCAGUUGAGUGGCUAAACCAUGUCGAUUCUGCCAUAGAAAUGGGCUCAUCGAGACAUAUUCUCAUUGCGUCGACACGAUCAUCGUUAAAGACUGCUAUUGGUAAAAGAAGGGGCCCAUUGUUGGAGUCUGGGGUUAAUCCUGCUGCAAAGAAAAAAGGUGGAUUGAGCAUGUGUUGGUGGAGAGGCGGCCGACUUUCACGGCCAUUGUUCAACUGGAAGGUUUUACCUCGUUCUUUGGUCUCUAAGGCUGCUAGACAAGGGGGGAGUAUUAAUAUACCAGGUAUACUGUAUCCUGUGAAUUCAGAGCCUGCUAAGAGAAGCCGACGUGUUGCCUGGGAAGCAGCUGUUGAGUCAUCUACGACUUCAGAGCAGCUGGGUUUUCAGGUGAGGACAUUCCACUCUUACUUAAAAUGGGAUGAUAUUGAAAACAGUCAUCUUCUUCCUGCAUCGGACAAAGAAUCUAAAAAGUCUGCAAGGCUGUUUAAAAAAGUGAUUGUCCGUCGGAAGUGCGUAGAGGAAGAUACUGUGAAAUAUCUCCUUGACUUUGGUAAAAGAAGAAAUGUUCCGGAUGUUGUGUUGAAGCAUGGUCGCAUGAUUGAAGAAUCCUCGAGUGAAAGAAAAAAGUUCUGGGUGAAUGAAUCAUAUGUGCCUUUACAUCUUCUCAAAGGAUUUGAAGAGAAAAAAGCUGUACGAAAAACUGUGAAGUCAGGAAGCUCUUACAGACACACUGAGAUAGAAAAAGUACGGAAAAAGUCCUCAAGGGGAAAAGGAUUCUCAUACCUAUUUGAAAGGGCAGAAAGAUCGGAAUCUUCUUUGUGUGAACAUUGUAAGAAAGAAGUGCCUUCGAGUGAUGCUGCGGGCUGCCACAUCUGCAAAGGAUUAUUUCACAAAAAGCAUAUCAGGAAAGCGGACAAGGAAGGCAUGUACAUUUGUCUUCCAUGCAGGAGUGUAGUGCAAGCAAAAGAACAACCCAGCGGACGGAAAAGAGGGCGGCCCCCAGGCAGUUUCCGUAAAAAAGUUCGAGUUCAGAAACAAACGCAUAAAAAGGUCAUACCUGCUCGAAAAUCAACUCGGCUAAAGAAGACCAAAACGUCUCUGGGAGAGAGAAUAUCCGUUAGGUUAAAGAAUCAUAAAAAGGUUGUUGCAAGCAAACCAUUGCGGCGUUCAGGCAGGAGACCAGAGCAUGUUACUCGGCUGCAGGAUGAAAGUACAGUUCCUGGAGAGAGUAAGAAACGGAAACUGGAAACCAAAAGAGGAAGAGGCAGAGGCAGGCCUAAGAAAGCAAAACAAGAGAUUUCCAUAAGAAAGAAGAGAACAAAAAGAGCCUUAAGCUAUUGGUUGAAUGGACUGCUCUUAUCCAGAAAACCUGGUGAUGAACGGGUCGAUAAGUUCCGGAGAGGCAGAUAUUUUAAACCUAUGGAGAACUCGGAUUCUGAUCAUGACCAACCUAAGUGUCGUUUAUGCGGCCUGAUCGACUCUGACUCUGGAUCAACCUUCAUCUCUUGCGAAAUGUGUAAAGAAUGGUACCAUGAAGAUGCAUGUGGGAUCAACGAGAAGAAUUCAAGUAUGGUGACUGGAUUCCGGUGCAAUCUCUGUCGAGAACAGUUACCUCCUCCCUGUCCACAUGAGAUCUCUACUACACCUCCUGUCCCAUCCUAAGCUGUGAAUUUGUGAAAAUUGAUAGAAUAUUCUUAGGCUGGGAAUUAAGUUGGAAGAAUCAGAUAGGGCUUAGAUGUGUCUUGGAGAUGUCUAUAAAAUUAAUGGAGUAGAGUAUUGAGUAGAGAAUCAAGGAAAAGCAGAGACAGAGGAGGGAACUGAUUAGUAUGAAGUUAGUUUGGCUUGUUGGGACUGUUAACUUGGAUGAGUUGACUUAGGAUUAGAAUAAACAAAGAAGGGGGAUUCAUAAGUUGAUUUAUUAUAUGAUUUAAAUUUGCUUUUCAGAAUGGAGUCAGUAAACAAGUUAAUGUAUGUAAAAGAAUAUUUUAUUUUCUAUCGAAAUCCAUUGAUACUGA